AAAAGAAAGAAAGAUAAAUUCCCAUUGGUGUAGUUUAGUAUUUAGUAUCUUUUAGAGCAGUGUUUUGGCUCCAAAGACUGAAUGUGGUGAUAGAUUUAUAGUUACAAAGGUGGAGUUGUAUUGCUAUUUUUUGCUGCUCUUCUCUCCUCAUAAAUGAGCCCUAACUCCUGUCCUCCCUCCGUCCCGAGGUCGUAGGUCAUGGCGGCGGCGGCGGGGCCGGCGCCCCCCCUGGACCCGGAGCUGCUGCGGGAGGUCCUGGAGUGUCCGAUCUGCCUGGACACGUUCAGCCCGGAGACGCUGCGGCCCAAGCUGCUGCAGUGCGGCCACACGGUGUGCCGGCCGUGCCUGGAGAAGCUGCUGGCCAGCACCAUCAACGGCGUGCGCUGCCCCUUCUGCAGCAAGGUGUCGCGCAUGAGCAGCAUCGCCCAGCUGGCCGACAACCUGACGGUGCUGAAGAUCCUGGACGCCGCGGCGCCCGGCGCCGGCGCCCUGAUGUGCGGCGCCUGCGGCGGCCGCCUGCCGCGGCACUACUGCCGGGACUGCAGGAGCGUGCUCUGCGAGCCCUGCCGGGCGGCGGGCGGUGGGCACGAGGGCCACGCCUUCUUGCCCGUGGCGGCGGCGGCCGAGCGGCGGCGGCGCGAGCUGGGCGGCGAGAUGGCCGCCCUGCGGGACGCCAUGGGGGAGAUCCAGAAGAGGAAGCGUGCGCUGGAGGGCGUGUCCAAGGCGCUGCGGCAGAAGUACCGGGCGGUGCAGCGGGAGUACGACGCCGCCGAGCUGCGCCUGCAGGAGGCGCUGGAGCGGUCGCGGAGCGCCUUCACGGCCGCCGUGGGCGAGGUGGAGCGGCUCAACGCCACGGUGCUGGAGGAGCAGACGUACCUGCUCAGCCUCGCCGAGGUCAAGCUGGUGUCGCGCUGCGACUACCUGGCCAUGCAGGCGCGGCAGAGCGACAUCGCCUUGCUCAAGGACGACGGCGGUGCCGCCGACGAGGCGGAGGAGCCGGACCCGCGGAGCGGCCUGCCGUCGCGGUUCACGCUGAGGGAACCGGCGCUGGUGACGCCGGAGCCGCUAGCCGCCGCCGCUGCCGCCGAGGUCGGUCACCUGACCACCAGGACGUACGUCGUCGACGCGGAGGACGGCGAAGGCGGCGACAGCGGCCUGGAGGCGGCGGCCGAGGCGGGGAGCGGCGAGGGCGGGGCGGCGGGGGACGUCUACCGCGACGUGGACAUGGUGGAGGAGGCGGUGUCGUGCGGCUCUCCGGCCAGCUUCAAGUCCCGGUCCCUGGACGCGGGCGACGCGGCGGCAGCGGUAACGGCGGGGCCGCCGCCGCUCUGCCAGUUGGUGAAGAGGAUGGGCUGCAAGGGCGCGCUGCCCGGCAUGUUCAACCUGCCGGUGAGCGUGUGCGUGGCGCCGCAGGGCGAGGUGCUGGUGGCCGACCGCGGGAACUACCGCGUGCAGAUCUUCAACCGCAAGGGCUUCCAGCGCGAGAUCCGGCGCAGCGCCAGCAGCAUCGACAACUUCGUGCUCAGCUUCCUGGGGGCCGACCUGCCCAACCUCAUCCCGCUGUCCGUCGCCGUGACGACGCAGGGCCUGGUUGGCGUCACCGACAACUACGACAACUCGGUGAAGGUGUACGGGCUGGACGGCCACUGCGUGGCGUGCCACCGCCACCAGCUGGUGAAGCCGUGGGGCAUCGCCGCCACGCCGGCGGGCCAGUUCGUGGUGUCGGACGUGGAGGGAGGGAAGCUGUGGCGGCUGGCGGUGGACCGCGGCGUGGGCGUGGUGAGCUACAGCCGGCUCUGCUCCGCCGUGCGGCCCAAGUUCGUGGCGUGCGACGCGGCGGGGACGGUGUACUUCACGCAGGGCCUGGCCCUGAACUUCGAGAAGCGGCAGAACGAGCCGCAGCUGGAGGGCGGCUUCUCCAUCGGCUCGGUGGGCGCCGACGGCCGGCUGGGCCGCCAGCUCAGCCACUUCUUCUCCGAGGCCGAGGACUUCCGCUGCAUCACCGGCAUGUGCGUGGACGCCGGCGGAGACCUGCUGGUCACGGACUCGGGCCGCCGGGAGGUGCUGCGGUUCCCCCGGGACGGGGGCUUCAACGUUCUGGUGCGCGACGGGCUGAGCUGCCCCGUGGGCGUCUGCACCACCGCCAAGGGCCAGCUGCUGGUGCUGGACUGCUGGGACCACUGCGUCAAGGUGUACACCUACGUGCAGAGGAGGCACUCCAACGCCUCGUAGGCCCCGGAGAAACGGGUUUAAAACGUCUUGUUGUGGAAACUUGUUAAUAAAUUGCACAAAGUAAAGUCCUGGGGCCUCAUUUAUAAAGCUUGCGUGCGCACAAAACGGGGCUUGAAAGAUGCGCAAGCCACCUACUACGCAAAGGUUGGGAUUAAAAAAAAAACGAACAGAAAAAUGUGCGAAUCUUUACACAAACUUUGAUCCUAGCGCACAAACAUUUUGAAGAUCUGGAGAACUGGUGACGCAGACGGUGAGCUGGUGAAAUGAAGCAGAUUCAUGUCAUACUUUUAAUGUCAUCACAUAUCAGACUUAUAAUAUACCGUAAUGGCCCGAAUAUAAGACGACCCUGAUUAUAAGACGACCCCCUCUUUUUCAAGACUCAAAUUAGAAAAAAGUAUUUUUAAACACCAAAUUCAAUUUUCAUACAGAAAAUAAUGACAGUACAUCUGAAACAAAUGAUUAUAACAAUAUAUUCGAGAAAAAAAGCCUGUUAUUUUGCCUCAUUCAAAUCAUCAUCUUGAAGUUUGCAUCAUAACUGGCCGAUCUUCAACCAGCUUUUCUCCAGAUUGUCGCUACGUUUCUCCAUUUUCGGUUAUCUCUUCUUUUAUUUUCUUCUCUUUUCUUUUUUAUCGCUGUUUUUAUUUUUCUUCUUGGUGACAGGGGUUCCUUUGGCCUGGGGAGUUAAGUUCAGCAUUCGCUUUAAACAUAUCUGGCGUCAUCUAGUGUUGUGAAUGGGUAUAACGUCUAGACCCCGAAUGUAAGACGACCCUCACCUUUUCAGUCUUUUUUCAAUGCAAAAAACACUGUCUUAUAUUCGGGCCAAUACGGUAAUAGUGCUGAUCUUUGUCCCUCAGCACAGCACAGUUAAUGAAAGGUUCUACUUAAAUAUGAUUUGAUCUCAUUCUUGAGCUUCAUAAUCUGGAAAUCUGACGUGUCAGCGCUGUCGCUCAACGGGCUGCUGUGCGCGCUCCCGCGGCUGCAGGUGGCGCUGCGCAUGCUCAGCAGGCUCAUUCAUAUGCAAAUACUGCCAUGGAUUACUUGACCAUUCAUGGUAGAAAGUGGGCGUGUAGACGGCGGGGUAUGAGGCAAAUUCACGUGCGCAACCUUCCAGAUGGACUAUGAUUUAUAAAGAGAACACUGCGUGCAGGUGUGCGUUAGGGCUGUGCAAUUUAAUCGAUUUUAAAUCUAAAUCGGAUUUAUUAAUCAAGACGAUGUUAAAAAAAGGAAAAUCGGUAAAUGGAUUUUCCUUUUUUGCAGCCCGUCUAGUCAUCUUUGUUUGGUCAAGAAAAUUGUAAAUGUUGUCACUUUACUAAACUCAAGGAGGAUUUACAGUAUCUUUCAGUUGCACUUCAUUCCCAAUAGGGAAAUUUGUUUGCUAUUUUUCUUUAAAAAUAAAGAUACAAUAUUUGAAACAUUUUGAUUUGUAAUUGUCAUUUUAAUAAAGUUAAAAAAAAAUAAAAUAUUUGAAACAAUUUAUUCAAUUGUCUUUUGUAGUUUUACCAAAAAAAUCGAAAUCGAAAAUCGGGUUUUCAGAGAAUAUAAAAUAUUUUUGUCCAAAAUCGCCCAGCCCUAGUGUGCGUGCACACGGUUUUAUGAAUCAGGAUUUCUUUGUGCGCACGCCAUUUUCGGCUUUUGAGCGCACGUGCACUUUUAGUAUGAAUCCUACGCACUCUUUUAUAAAUGAGGCCCCUGAUCCUUAACAAAACUACAACACCGGUGAGCUCUCCAAAGAGAUUUCCAAAGUUUAUUUUAACUGGUGUGCACCAGGAGAGUCGGCGUGCAGCCGCAGGCUGGACGCUGAGUCUGAGGCAACAUGUUCUUGACUUCUUUAUAUGGGAAUGGGUCAGACCUGAUGAAACCCAACAGUAGUCAUUCAAUGCAAAUUGUGGUGUCUUGUAGUGCUGGGCGGUAUGACCAAAAAUUUAUAUCACGGUAUUUUUCAAAAUUAUAUCGGUUUCACGGUAUAUCACGGUAUUUUUUUUUCUUGCACAACUGGGUGUUAACCACAUUUUCUAAUGAUUUGGAAAGGAAUUGCUGCAGUAAAUUGGCUUAGAAUGGCCUAUUUUACUGUCAAGUCAAAUCAAAUAAAUUUGAUUUAGGCUUUUCAAAGAAAAAAAUCUUUUACAAAAUUACAAGGUAGAAAAUAUUUAUUGAACAUAAAAAACUGAACAUGUUUUAAUUUCCAGCAUUAUGUUGUGUUGGUUCCACCUCCUGGUGAAUGUUAGGUAAAAUUCUUAUGUGGUUACUUUUUGGUUGGCCAACGAUUUAUGUUUGUGGUGCAACCGUUACGGGAGCGGCCAGUCUAUUUCCUUAUAUUACAACGCCGUUAUUAAUUGUUCGUUUUUUUUCCCACUUAUUCCACCGAACACCGAAAGUGUUUCUUUGCCAUUUUCGGCCGAACAAUUUGGGUUACCGAACAAUCGGUGCAUCACUACUGCUAAACAGUCCCCUCACAAACAGUGUCCAGCGGCGCUACGUUCCCAACGUUGUGUACGCUACUGUACAUACUCACCGGUAUUACGGUAUAUGAAAAAUUAAUAUCAUAAGAAAAAUAAACACCGGUAUUCGGUAUGAACCGGUAUGAACCGGUAUACCGCCCAGCACUAGUGUCUUGCAUCCGACACAUAGGUGCUAGUUCUCUUAGGAGGAAGGCAUACAGUACAAAAUAGAUAACAUUAACACCUUUCAUCUGCCUCCACAUCCUCCACAUCCCUAACCCUAACCCACUAUCAGUUCUCCUCUCGCCGCUGACCCCCCUUAGUAUUAGCAUUAAAACAGCGGUUGAUCUUUUGUUAGAAAGUAUACAAUGUUUGAAUUUUUCCAUGGCAGUCUAAAGGUGAAAAACACACUUGUCACUUUAGUUUAGCUUAAAAAUCUAAACAUUUUCACUAAACCUGCAGUGGGAUCUAUUAUGGCACUUUUCCACUAGUACCUACUUGGCUCUUACUUGUCUCAGCUCUUAAGGGGUUAACGUCAGUUACAUCUCUGCAA
Molecule: messenger RNA, 5223 nt
Organism: Cololabis saira (Pacific saury)
Lineage: Eukaryota; Metazoa; Chordata; Actinopteri; Beloniformes; Belonidae
Product: E3 ubiquitin-protein ligase TRIM32-like
Molecular function (GO): zinc ion binding; protein binding
Source: RefSeq, a predicted model, not a curated record